AUGCGGUCUCUUGCAUGGCUCCUCUCCCUCCCCAUAGUGGCUGAAGCCGGCGAAGUCCUGUGGAGCGGGUUCUUCAACGCCUCCGCGACCGUUGCCGACUUCGACAAAUGGUCGUGGUCUAACCAAGUCGGCGAUUGGCAGUGGUAUAUUCACGGCAGUGCCUCGACCGAAACGUACUUGGGACUCUCACCGGAUAACAAGAACCCGGCCGAUACGAGUGAUGAGCAGGGCAUCCGGAUCACGAUCGACGGCACGUCGUUCUGGAACGGACAAACCAUGGAACGAUCCGAGAUCAUCCCCCAGACCAAGGCGGAUCUCGGGAGCGGUCAUCUGUUCUACCAUUUCUCGCUGAAGACAGAAGACACGAAUGCGCCGAACCCGAACUUCGAGCAUCAGAUCGCGUUCUUCGAGAGCCAUUUCACAGAGCUCAAAUACGGCACCGCGAGCGGCGCCUCGGGGAAAGACAACACCCUUCGCUGGUGUGUCGGUGGAGUCUCGAAGUGGGAAACAGACUUGGAAGCGGGGAAGUGGUACAACUUCGCCUACGACAUCGAUUUCGACGCGAAAACUGUUGGAUUGUGGGCUUCGAAUGGGGCCGAUGACCUAAAGCAGGUUGUGUCGGCCGUCAGCGCGUCGACUUCGACAAACUCCGCGGAUUGGCAUGUUGGCGAGUUGCGCCUCCCUAAUGGGGGCUCGGAUGCGGCUGCGGAGGACUGGUUUUGGUCUGGCAUCUUUGUGGAGAAGGCUCCGAUCACUCCUGGUAUUGCCGGUCCUGCAUGA
Molecule: messenger RNA, 780 nt
Organism: Penicillium mononematosum
Lineage: Eukaryota; Fungi; Ascomycota; Eurotiomycetes; Eurotiales; Aspergillaceae
Product: CAZyme family GH131
Exons: 4
Coding region: 1-780 (259 amino acids)
Source: RefSeq, a predicted model, not a curated record